Molecule: messenger RNA, 978 nt
Organism: Oryza sativa Japonica Group (Japanese rice)
Lineage: Eukaryota; Viridiplantae; Streptophyta; Magnoliopsida; Poales; Poaceae
Source: RefSeq, a predicted model, not a curated record
AAAAGACUUUGGCCAUCUAUCCAGGAAUCAUCAACACAAAUAAUACAAGCAAUCAUCAGAAGAUAUCUGCAUAAAAAUGGUGGCACUAGACUUGAGAAAUCCUCCCUCCGCCGCCACGACCGUCAAGGAGGACCAGCAGUUCACCAUCUUCAUCGACGGCGUGGAGACAGCCCUCCACGAGGGUGUGAUCCAGUGGAACGGCGGCACGGUCACUUUGGUCAGCACGGGUGUCCUCGCGGUCGACCGUCUCCAGCACGUCCUGGUGCGCGGCGGGGGCAGUGGUGACGUGAGCUUCACCCGGUGCGGCUUCGCGGCCGCGGAGGCCUGCGGGGUCGCGUCGUUCCAUCGGUGCGACGCCGUGCGGGCGGACGGGGCGCGGGAGGUGGCCGUGCGCCGAUGCAGGUCCGCGGACGUGGAGCGCGCCGGCGUGGUGGCCAUCCGCCGGUGCAAGGGCGCCGCGCGCGUGCGCGGCGCGGGGGAACUUCACGUCGGGCGGUGCCACGAGGCCAACGUGGGCGGGUGCGCGGACGUCGCGGUAGGCCGGUGUCGCGCCGCGCGCGCCGACUGGUGCGGCGCGAUCGGCAUCGAGCGGUGCGGGUCGGCGGACGUGAGUCGGUGCGGCGCCGUCCGCGUGGAUCGAUGCCGCGCCGCGUCCGUGUCGGGCUGCGGCAGCGUAGCGGUGCGCCGUGGCAAGGUGAACGUGAUCGAACAGCCGCCGGUUUGUCAAGAGAAGCCGAUGUACCACCUCGUCCACGCUGAGCCAGUCUACGCGAUCCCUUUGGAAAUAUCGAGCGAGAUUAAAUUGCAGUAGACCGGGCAGUGCCAGCGGGCUAAAGGUCUGAUAUGCUGAUGAUAUAUAUGCGUGUCGGUGUGAUAAGUAUACGUAAUAUACUAUUGUAAUAUAAUGUGUGGUUUGUACGGAGUAUAUAUGCACAAGGAUUAUACUUUUAAAUAAAGGGACAACGUUGACAAAUGUAA